Molecule: messenger RNA, 4688 nt
Organism: Mycena citricolor
Lineage: Eukaryota; Fungi; Basidiomycota; Agaricomycetes; Agaricales; Mycenaceae
Source: the annotation of a GenBank genome assembly
CGGCCUGGUCGGCCGUAGUAUCCUUGACUGUUUAAGCAAGUUGCACUCCUACUACAUACUACUUAGUACUCUCUCAUCCACAGCGCUUUCCUCAAUUUUUUGCAUCAUCCUCGUUGCAGAAGCAAGCCUUACUCAUAAUCUCCUUGCUUUUGCUUUCUCAACGCUCCAUCGUAAUAAUGGACAUCGUCAUCCGUACAUCGCAGAAUCCAUUGUUCGGGCGCUUGUGAUGUCCAAAACACUUCGCACUACACCCUUCUUGUCGUUCGAAGGCGGCGGCGCUGAAUGGAUACGAACGCGUCCACGUAAUUUAUUGUCUGCGCGGGGAUCACACAUAGGCGCUCUACAGAGUACAUGAACUCGAUGAACAGGGAAGGCUGGGGCAGUCAACCAUGCGCACAUCUACAAAACGGUCUCCCAAGUCCCUUGCCCCAUCUGCUCCGUCUGCCCAGCCAAUCGACGAUGUCGGCGCUGAGUGUUCUUCGGGCGAAUCUGUGUCCGUGCAUGAACCCAACACUGGGAUGAUCGGCGUUGGACUUUCUGACCCAGGGAUCGCGAAAGCCCGCCGGCAGAUGCUCGAUUUGGUUAACCGGAUGAAGAACACUGGUGUCCAAAACGAUAUCGACCUGCCACAGAUCGCCGUCAUUGGGAACCAGAGCGCGGGCAAAUCAUCUCUCAUCGAGUCCAUUUCUGGUAUCACUCUCCCGCGUGCUGCAGGGACUUGCACUCGUUGUCCCACUGAAAUCCGUCUAUCGCAUGCAGACGAUAGCAUUUGGGGCUGCAUUGUUGAAUUGCGCGUAAUCACCGACAAGAAUGGACAGCCGCUCGGUCAAGCCCGCAACGAGCGGUUUGGCGAACCCAUCACCGACAGGGCCGACGUCGAAGAUCGAAUCAGACGCGCUCAACGUGCCAUCCUGAAUCCAAGCAAGCCCGCUCGUUCAUUCCUGUCCGACGACGAGGAUGAAAAUGAGCCCUCUGAGCUGUCGUUCUCGACCAAUUAUAUCUCGCUACAAAUCACCGGGCCAGACAUUAGUGAUCUGGCGUUUGUCGAUUUGCCUGGCUUGAUUGCUAGCGUCAGUCGAGGUGGUGACAAUCGCGACAUCAAGAUGGUGGAGAACUUGGUCGCAUCGUACAUCUCCAAGCCCAGCUGUGUUAUUCUUCUGACUGUGGCCUGCGAAACCGAUUUUGAAAACCAGGGUGCCCAUAACCUGACGAAGCAAUACGAUCCACUGGGCAAACGAACCAUCGGCGUGCUCACAAAACCCGAUCGUAUCCCGUCAGGCGAGGAAAGCAACUGGAUCCCUUUCAUUCGUAACGAACAGGAGACGCUUGAGAACAACUGGUAUUGUGUCAAGCAGCCAAGUUCUCAGGACAUCAAGCUCGGUAUCACCUGGCAGAAUGCCCGUUCCGCGGAAAACGAUUUUUUCUCUUUCACCUCGCCGUGGUCCGAACUUGACCAGAUGUACCAGAAGUACCUGCGCACCACCAAUCUAGUAGAUCGCCUCAGCUCGAUUCUAUCCGAUUUGAUCUCUAAACGUCUGCCCGAGAUCCAGGUGGAGUUGGAGAAGACUAUCCAGAAAACGCUUGCUACACUGCAACAACUUCCGAAACCGCCCUCUCCUGAUCCGAUCGGUGAGGUCGCGGGAAUGAUGCACUCGCUCGUGGGCGAAAUCAAUCGUGUCAUUGACGGGGUUCCCACUGCCGACGGGCUGUUGCAAGUCAUUCGUCCCGCACAAGAAAGCUUCCGCUCUCAAAUUCGCGCAACUGCACCUGACUUCCGGCCUUUCGAGAGCGGUUCUCCUGUCAUAGAAGACUUUCACGAGCCUCAGUUUUUGACAAAUGAGGAUGGUCAGUCAUCUGGCAUGACAACCUUGGUUGCCGGCAGAGAAAAACCCAUCUUCAUUGACGAAGUCAUGCAACGUGCCACGGCCGCACGGACUCGUGAACUGCCUGGUCACCAUCCGUUUGUUGUCCAGACCUCGUUCAUCUCUGAAGUGACCCAAAAAUGGGCCUUACCAGCUCAAGUUCUCUGCAGAAUGGUUCACUCCGCCCUUUCGCAGCAUAUCAGGGAUGUCAUCUCAAAGCAGUUGGGCUCAUUCGGACAAGGCGCACUGGAGCAACGAGUCACGCAAGUUGCCAGCUGCAGGAUUUUGACCCCAAUGCUGACUUUCCACAGAUUGCUCAUGCAGGAACACCUUCGCCGAUGCUCUGAAAAUGCCCAGAAUCUUAUCGCGAAGCUCAUUUCCCUGGAGCAGAGCGGCUCCUUGACGCUGAAUGAGCAUUAUCUUGCCGAUUACAGGUCCAAAUUCCUUUCAUUCUACAAGCAAACACGCCAGAACAGCAAGAAUCCCGGUCUCGCUCGCAAUAUUCAGAGUUACAAGUCGGUUUCAUGGGGUAAAGAGACCGAUAUCUCCACGGCUUUGAGCAACUUGGCUGCGGUUGGACUGCAAGGUGUAAAGGCGGAGGAUCUCGUGAAGCUGCUUCCUCCUGAUCGGAUGGAUGCAGCACUUGAAAUUAUGUCGGACGUGCGAGCCUAUUUCCAGGUUGCUUACAAACGCAUCACGGAUAACGUUCCACUCGCGAUCGACUAUGAGCUCAUCCGUGCUGUCGGUCGCGACCUGUUGCCCACCCUCUACAGCGGGCUCGGCAUCAACGGCCCGGAGGGUCUUCGGAUCUGCCCGCUAGCCUCGUUCACUUCCGCUUCCGAGACGCAAUAUCCUUUCCACGCCAUAGACAAUCAGCGCAGCACGUGGGACUUUGAUGUUGAACCCAAUCCGAAUGCAACUGGCCAGCUUGUCUUCGAUACUGUGAGCUCGUUUCUUCAACAUUGGCCAAAUACGCGGUACCGAAACGGACAUAAUAUUGUUCCUGGCAUUGUACCUAUCGGAACGCUUCUGUAUCAUGGCCGCGCAGACUCCAAUCUGCCGACAGUGCCCGAAUGGACCGCGACAGAUCCGGAGCACUCUUACUUAUUCUGUUGGGGCUCCUCUGAGGCUGGCUGCUGGCAUCUUACAUUGGUCGCCACAAGACCUCUGAGGGUUUUAUACUUUGACGGGUCCAGCGCUGCCAAGAUGCCGAACGGCCCCAUGGAUUCUCAGGAUGUCAUUUCGUGGGGCAAAGUGAUACCAGAGCGAUACAACGAGGAACGGGUUCGCAUCGUCGAGCUUUGCAACUGGGGAAAGGAUCUUGGGAUUGAUGGAUUUCUGCGCAUGGAAAUGGAUUUCGAGAUCAUGUUAUGCGACUUCACGGCUGGCGUGGAUGUGCUGUCCAUGAGCAAUCUCGCCAGCCCAAGACGCGCUCCUCCGCGGGAACGCGACGACGAUCGCUUCGGUGUCCAAGAUAGUGUGGACGUCAUCCAAUCUGGCUCCUGGCACAACCGGUAUCCUGGUGACAGACGAGUUCAACUGGAUCUAUCCAGGCUCGUAUCUUUCUAUGACACAGGUCUGGUUCCUAGCUUGGUGGCGGUCCGGUUCAACAGGACUAGAUGGGACCAUCGGCUGCUCGGCAUCAGCGACAGCGAUACUGCUGCUGUCCACCAGCGCCUCAUAGAGGCCUACGAUUCUUCAAUGAUCACUCAAGGAAGCGGCAUCGACUGGGAUACUCUCUUCAAAGUCGUCGUGGACCGAUAUGCGGAACGUUUAGAACUCGUGCAAUACGUGCUCUCCAACUCGACUAGGGGUGCCCUUGCGACUGCAAAGCGUGCUACGGGACUCUUCAAUGUUAUGCUGGCCCCGUAUCUAAUACAUUCGGCGAAACCGGCAGCAGAGUGGAUGCAUCCAAAGCAUGGGCGUCUCCCAUCUUUGAAUUCUGUGCCACCUCGCACACAUCCUACAUGCGAAACAGCGCCCGCGUGUACGGCUCACUGACGGCGGCCGAGCGACUGUUGCUCGACUCGGCGGAGGAAGUAAACCACGAGAUCUGCCGGGUGGUCGUCGGCCUUUGGGCAGACGGCGUCGUUGCCGGUUUGGAUGACAUGUAUCCUGCAGACUCGGGCUUCAGCCCGUUGACGAGGCAGUGCUUGUCGAACGCUGGCGUACAAAGAAGUCGUGCACUGAUCACUUGGCUGGACUGGAGUGUGUGGGUCAAAUGUAAGCCAGCAUGCAGCUUUGAGGAAUUCUGCUAUCUUCUCGACUGGCCCUACUUUAAUCGCCGAGCUGAGCCACGACCGCAAUCGCCUCCUCCUAGGCCACCUUGGCCCCCCGUUAUGACGACGACAUCCUUCAUCCACAACCCAGAUGUCUGCGUCGCUUGGAGCCAUAUGCCUUCUAGAUUUCCGACGCACCGUUGCCACGCGAUCCUGUCGCAAUUUCCUGUUUACAACCUGACUGGUGGAUGCUAGAAUUCCGCAUUUAUAACGUGAGAACAUAAAUGUACAGAAUGUCUUUUAGGCCCAGCCGACGAUGCAUAUGUAAGAGAACAGGAAAAAUAGAUAGCCAGUUCCUGCCAAAGACCGUGCCACAAACCUCUCAGGAUGUUAUCUCCGAUGAGAUGAUAAAAUUAAGGAAUCUACAUACACGGAGUGGUCCGACGCGACGGUUGCCACAGAUCAGGCGAACCGAACGAACUCGAGUCUGGAAGCCGACAAUAAUCUUUACCUAUCGUGCGGACUGCCCCUUCCAUGUCACCCGAUGGGAACACUGUGAAGCCGGCCAUCACCCGGCCAGCAUCCGCAGCCCGACGUUCGGAAACCA